ACAUGGCCGCGAGCCCCUCAGAGUGUUGCACACUCAAAAAGACUCUAAACAGGUUAAUAUCCAAAACCUCUUCGUCCCCCAGAGCCCGAACCCACUCUGAGCCACUAUACGUGAUCUCACUGGAGCGCUACGGCAGAGACCCAGACUUUGGCAUCCGUUUUCCGGACAGUAUUUCGAUGUCAGAGAGUCUGUUUGAUGCCACUCUAACUGACGGAGACUGUAAGAUCCGCGUGUCUCUGGAUCCCGGUGUAAACAGACUCGUCAGUAGGAAUAAACUCCACUGCGGCUCCGUCAUACGGAAUGUGGAGUUCAGCCGCUGGGAGGACAGCGAUGGAGAUGGCAGCGCGUUUCACGUCUGUAGUCUGGAGGUGGACAGACUCUCUGACGGUGAUGGGGCUCUUCGGGCGCUCUCAUCCGUCAAUGUGAGGUCCAUUCCGUGGAUGAGAGCAGAACCGAGCUCAGGUCCGCUCAGAGCCCGGAGAAGCUCGUACCUGCAGCUGUGGAAUAAUCAGGACUUUUAUGGGGAGAUGUGGCGGGACACGCCCCCCUCUGAACCCGGUUCAGAUGACUCUGAGGACGAAAUUAUAGAUACCCGGUCCACAGUUUCAUUGGCAGAACUUCGAAGGCAUUUCUUGAGUGGAUCUCGUCAGUACCGGGGAGCUCUGUGUGUGCGGAUCCUUCACAAAUCCAGACUGAUGUAUUAUGGGAAAGCAGAUCAGAAAUGUGAAUGUCCCUAUAAGGCAGAGCUACAGGUUGGUGAUGGCUCAUCAAAUGCUUGUGUUGUACUGUGGAACACACUCUGUUUGGACUGGUAUCGAAUCCUACAGCCAGGACAAGUUUUGAAAUUGUGUCGGUACAGAGUCAAGGAGAGUUACAGCAGUCGUACUGGGCAGGACUCAGACCCACACAUUGAGAUCAGUCUCAAUUCCAGGAACCCCACUGCUCAAAUUACCAUCAUCCCUAAGAGCCAGAUUUCUCCAGAUUGGGCCUUGCCUGACCUGCCUCAUAUGUUCAUCUGUGGGCAGGAGCUUCAUAAUUGUCCACAAGGCCACAUCUGUGAUGUCAUUGGUGUGGUGAUCUUUGUUGGCCGACCAGAACGUGUCAGGAAAAAGGAAGGGCAAAUGUCUGAGAUUGAGGAGUAUCGGUGGCUCCAACUGGAGGAUGGGACAUCAGACAAGCCAAUUAUGAUCAAGCUUUUCUCCACAUCACAGCCUGACAUUCAAAGCCGUAUCUAUCCAAUGGCACUAGUCGUCUGCACUAGACUAAAGCUUAUCAAAUGUACAGUCGACAGAGCUACAUCUUUUGAAUAUCUCACCAACACAUCACUGACCCAGGUGUACUGCACAGGCAUAGGGUCUCACCCUGUGAUGCCAUACAGAGGGAUACGCCCAAUCCGGCAGUUCCUCCAAUGGCUAAAGCAGGUAGAUGAGAGCAGCAUGUUGGAAAAGGCUGUGUUUGGAGGAUAUUUUAGCUACCCACCAUUACCUGUUUCACUGAAUAGUUUCAUGGAAAACAGACAAGGGAAAGCUGGUCUCAUCAGUGGAGGGGAGAUGAAAUUAGAGUGUGAGAGGUUAAAUUACAGAGAAAGGCGACAAUUCGCUGUUCAGUGUAUCAUCACCGCAGCCUGCUACCAUCACAGAGAGGAUAGUGGGCGAACACAGUAUUCAGAUCUUCCAUCUGCUCCAAUCAGCCCUAGAGUGCCACGGCAAAGAGAGGGUCCUGAACCUCACAGGACACCUGUGAAGAGAAAACUUUUCAGCAGUGCCACCCCUAGAAAGAGGUUGGCGCCGCCUUUUCAGCCAACUGCUACAGAGGACGAUGUAGAAAGGGAUUUUUGUCUCUUUGAUGGAGCCAUGGAGUUUCUGGUUGGAGAACAUGACGAUGACAGUAAUGAUGAUGAUGAUGAAGACUUCUCAACACCGCCCACUAGUCCCAUGACCUCACGUGUGGGACUGAUGCAUGUUGCCAUUGAAACUUUGCCACGUGUUUUUUGUUACGAGCGACAGCAUGUUCAGGCUGUUGCCGUAGGUAUGCAAGUUAACAGCUUCCACAAGCUUCUCCCACAAAGAGAGUUGGAGUCUUUUAGCCCCGCCUCCUGCUUUACUGGCUACUUCACACUAACAAUGAGAGCUCUGUCAGAUGGAGUGAUGCUUGAUGUUGUUUUUCUGCCUGCUGCCCCUGGCAACUUGCACUGGAUGCCCCUCCCCCUUUCACAUGACAACUCCUGGGAGUCUGUCCUAUCACAUGGAGGGUUUUCUCCACAUGCUCUGCCACCAAGCCCUGCUGACCUGAUCGCCACAGCAAAUCAGUUGACCAAUCAAAGACUUGUGUGUGUGUUAGAGGCAUGUGCACUAGGUGGAGAGAAGGUGGAACUGGUACUAAACCGUGCAUUUCCUUUACGCUAACAGAGGAACACUAGUGUUGAUGUAUUCAUUGAGAGGGUUUGACUGCGGUGCAAUAUCCUCAAAGGUUCAAGACUUUGUCAUUCUCAUGAACAAUCUCUCCUUUGAUAACAACAUAUCUGAUGAGCUCCUGAUGACCCCCGAACUGGUAGAUCAGAUGCUCCCACCUGCAGCACAGAGAAAGAGAAUUAUAAUCAUACCAUUCUCACCUAAUCUUAAUCCUAGUCAUAUCAAAUACCACCCUUUCAUGGGACCAGUCAUAAUCCAAACCAGCAAAUUUGAAUCUAAAUAAAUUAUUUUACAUUGAACAUCAGUUGACAACCCAACACCGUACCGAAGUUGUUUAUUGUACAAAAAUGUCCAUAAAGGUGCUGCAAGUGAUUUUAGCUGUUCUGGAACUUCCACCACUCUCCCGAAUUUCGUUCAUGGUUUUGAGGAUGAUAGCAUGUCAUGCUACAAGUUAAUGUUUGCAUCUGACAAAUUUUGCUAGCUUCUAACAAGUGACAAAAUUGUUUGAUUGGAGGCAUGGUGUUUGACAUCAACAGCAAAAGACAUGGAAAGCGUUUCUUCUCCCUUAAGUUGAUUAGCCUAUAUAUUUCCCUACAUUAACUAUGCAUAGUUAUAUGCUUAACUGCAUUUUAUUAUAAGCAUUUAGCACUGUGUUUUCUCUGCUGUCAGAUCAGACAUUCGACCCAUUUUUGUUUCGCUGCCUUGUAGGAAAACUCAGUGAGCAUAAUUAUUGAUAAUUUGUCCUUUUAGCUAUCUAGCUGUGCAUGUGAGUUUACCAUGGUACAUUGAUGAUCAGAAGGUCUCUCUGUUUCCCGAUUUCAAGUGAUCAAUGUG
Myxocyprinus asiaticus (Chinese sucker) is the source of this 3245-nucleotide messenger RNA. Its product is annotated as RPA-related protein RADX-like. Gene Ontology annotation, biological process: regulation of DNA repair. Lineage: Eukaryota; Metazoa; Chordata; Actinopteri; Cypriniformes; Catostomidae. Gene Ontology annotation, molecular function: single-stranded DNA binding. The coding region runs from base 3 to 2405 and encodes 800 amino acids. Gene Ontology annotation, cellular component: replication fork. The record is from RefSeq and is a predicted model, not a curated record. The transcript has 16 exons.